Notechis scutatus (mainland tiger snake) is the source of this 294-nucleotide messenger RNA. NCBI's taxonomy places the organism in Eukaryota, Metazoa, Chordata, Lepidosauria, Squamata, Elapidae. The record is from RefSeq and is a predicted model, not a curated record.
CACUAUUUUUGCCCCCAGGAAAUUGCAGAAUAUCACAAUUUAUUGCACGAGGUCUCCAUCAGCGUCGAAGACCUGAAAGCUGACGGCUUUAGCCAAGAUCCUUUCUUCAAAUGUCUCAUGGCUGAGCUGCCCCCCGAAAACCCCUCCAAGCCAGGGCGCCCGAUCGGCUAUGUCUUGUACUACAAGGGGUACUGCGUCAACCAUGGGAAGAUGGUCUAUUUGGAAAAUAUCUACGUGGCGCCGGAAUUUCGGGAUAAAGGAAUCGGAAAACAGCUGCUGGUGAAAGUGGCAGAA